UAGAACAUAAAUUUCUAGGGCUUCCGCAGCGAACUUCUAAAGUUCAGAACAUGCCAACACAAUCCCCUAAUUUAGUCUAGUUGGUGACAUCGUCGGUGGGACAUACAGCAGACCAAAAUCGUAAAAUCGUACAAAACAUGCCAGCAUAACGGUUUGCAUGGGCAUAUCUCAUUGUGUGUGUGUUGUUGUAAAAUAUUUUACUUAAAUGCAUUUUUGUUAAAAAAAAAGGUUAUGGAACUAUAUGGUAUUUCGGUGUUUUAAUUCGCUAUAAUUUAUAUUCAUAAGAAAUCGUUAUGUGAAAAUGUUGCGUAAAAUUCAAAAAAUCAUGCAGAUAUAUCCACAUAAAUGCACUAUUACAUAUAUAUUUAUGUAAAGACAAGUGAAUUUUAAAUACACAUUUAAUUAUGUAGAUCGAAAAUAUAUGCUAUAACUAGAAAAUAUGAAAAAAUGUGAACGCGCAGGAGCCUGUAUCUUAAGGUUUCCUUAUAAAAGUGGUUAGACAAUAGUGAAUAUGAAACACAGCUCGUCAAGACACCAAUAAAUCGUUAAAUUCUCUUAUGGAGAAAAGCACAAUGAAGCGAAAACAGAGACGAUACAGAACCACAUUCAACUCAUUGCAGCUGCUAGAGCUAGAGCGCGCCUUCCAGCGUACCCACUACCCGGACGUCUUCUUUCGCGAGGAGCUGGCGGUGCGCAUCGAUCUUACCGAGGCGCGUGUACAAGUUUGGUUUCAGAAUAGGCGUGCCAAGUGGCGCAAGCAGGAGAAAGUCGGUAAUGAUGCGCCGGGUGGCAAUCUGCAAGAGACCGAAGAUGGUCUCGGCGCGCAGACCACGUAUGCGGAUGAAAACGCCAUCGCACAGCUGGACAACUCCUUAGGCACUACCUUGUUACCAGACACACCGCCCCAGUCCGCAAAUUCGUUGGACAAUGAGCCGAAGGCACCGUUCGGCGCCGGCUGUCUAUCACCGUCUCGAAUGUCACCAAAUAUAUUUCUCAAUCUCAAUAUCGAUCAACUGGAACGUGGCGGCGGCGUCUCCAUGGAGUGGUCAACUUAUCCGCCCACGAGUACAAUGUCCAGCAUGUCGCAUACGCUGACGCAAUCGAACACGCCACCUCCCCUAAUUAUUACAAACACCAAUAACAAUAACAGCAAUAUGGCGGAUCCGCAAAGCAGCCAUCUCAAUCACAAUACCAGCCUGAGUAAUCAUGUGAGCCUGCUGAGCGGUGGUCUUAACCCUUCUCUAGAUCUGGACGCAACAACAAAUUCGACUUAUGACGAAAUGAAAUUUCUCAACGUCGAUCAAUUUACAAUUGAUAACUUCAAAGCCGAAUGCAUUCUGAACUUGGAUCAGGCGCUGACAUUGGAUGAUAAGCCGUCACUGGAUCAUCUGGGUCAUGGACUAUCGUUUGAAACCGGCCCGCCGAUGGAUGGCUGCGGUGUGGUCGUACAUCAAACGCUGGAUCAAAUACACCACCAGCAACAUCAGCAACAUCAACAGCAACAAAACGAUGAUCACAUGCAAAUGUUGCAUCAUCAGCAACAACAACACGAUGCCCUACAUCAUAAUCAGCUACACCAAAUGCAACAACAACAUCAUCAUCAUCAUCACCUACAACAUUCCAGUCUAUCACAUCUUAUGCACAGCUCCAGUCAACUGCAUGGCUCCCAGCACCCGAGCGCCUUGAGCUUAGAUUUGCCCUCGUUUAGCUUAUGCGGCGACGACGAUCAAACCAAAUCGCCGCCCUCUUUGUUGUCGUUAGACAAGCCACUAUCGCUGAAUAUCAGUGUGGACGGUAUUGGCGAUCUGGUGGAUGAUAAGUUCUAAAAUACGAAGGAAUGUGCUUUGAUUGGAGUAAAGUCAAAACUUUAUCGAGGCUAACCAUGGAAAAUCACAGUUUCGCAGUUGCAUGCAAUUCAUCAAAUCUACAAUAUGGUUAAAGCUUUUUUUGGAAUUAUUCGGUCCGCGAUAAAAUUUCGAAAACUAAAUGCUUUAAUGAAGCUUUGCCUAAGGUUGGCAGCCUCUCAGCUCUUUUUGAAAGACACACAGAAAACUCUCAAACACCAUCUACAUAGUGAGGCUAUCAUUCAUCGAUUAAUAGCAUAUUGUUUACAAGCAAUAUCUAUUACGAUAUAUUAGGUCUUAACAAUAAGCACUCUCUUCAGCUGCCUCCAAAACGUCAAAAAUGCUUUUCUUCCACUUGUAUAUUCACACCAAGUGCACACAAACCCAAAUACUAUCAUGAGUGCCGACUAGUUCUGUUAUAUUCAACUUACUAAUCCAACAUCCAAAAUACUGUCCAAUCAACAUAUAACGGGUUUUUCAAUAAGAGCGCUACCAAAGCUUUUUUAAAUAAAACAAAAACGGUUUUGAUCACAAGUCUAGACGCUGAACCCAAUUUUCGACAGUUUUCAAGCAUAAAUCGGCCGAUGACUGGGCCAUUUCGUGAGAUAACACGUUCACCAAACUUGGUUUCCAAUAAAUCGAUUGUGAUAUUCGCUGUGUAGCUUGUGGCGCCGUCUUGUUGGAACCACAUAUUGUCCUAGUCCAUAUCAUCAAAUUCGGGCCAAAAAUAUUCGGUUAUCAUUGAGCGGUAGCGAUUCCAAUUCACAGUACUGAGCCGGUCUUGAUCAUCACGGAAGAGUACGGACAGAUGUAUGCUGCCGUACCAAACCGUAAUUUUUUCGGGAGGCAAUGGUAACUCAUGGAGUACGUGUGGUUUGCUGCCUGACCAAUAACGCAUAUUUUACUUAUUGACGAAGCCAUUCAGUCAGAAAUAAGCCUCAUCAAGAUGAUUUUUCGAUGAAAAUUCGGAUAAUUUUCAAGUUGUUGCUCAGCCCAAUUCACGAACAUACGACGAUUCUGGUGGUCAAGCGGUUUCAGUUCUUGCGUCAGUUUGAUCUGGUAAGAAUGUAAGCCAAGAUCUUUUCGCAAAAUUCGCCACAGCGACGUCACAGAGAUGCCCAACGCUUGAGAACAACGUGUGAGAGACUGAUUUGGGUCUUCUUCAAUUGAUGCGCUAGCGGCAGCAAUAUUCUUGAUACAAUGAGCACUUCUUUGUCUCACUGGCACGGGAACAAUUUGUAAUGGUCUGUGGAUUAAAAUUUUUCCAACAGACGCUCAAUUGUUGAUCUGACA
Molecule: messenger RNA, 3137 nt
Organism: Bactrocera neohumeralis
Lineage: Eukaryota; Metazoa; Arthropoda; Insecta; Diptera; Tephritidae
Gene: Pph13
Product: paired box protein Pax-3
Exons: 3
Coding region: 558-1826 (422 amino acids)
Biological process (GO): regulation of transcription by RNA polymerase II
Molecular function (GO): DNA-binding transcription factor activity, RNA polymerase II-specific; RNA polymerase II transcription regulatory region sequence-specific DNA binding
Source: RefSeq, a predicted model, not a curated record